AUGGCUAGAACGACCCAAAUAAAGCGCAAGCAUAUGCAAGUUGCUCGCUUUUGCCGGCAAUACCUCCAACUGGAGCCGGUCGUGGACUUCCCCGACGGCGAGUACCUGUGCGAUGCAUCAGUCCAGGAGACACUGUACGAGCAGCUUUUCAGCGAGGACAUCAAGAAUCCCGCGCCUCCGCGGUAUCAGCUGAGGAUCCUGAAAGAGCUGGUGAAAAGGAUUGAGGAAAGUAUCGAGGAUUGGGACCAAUAUUUCCAUGCGUUGAAGGGCCUCUCGGACAAUCUCUACACAAGAUUAUCCCAUCUGCUCUCGCUGCGGUUACCCUCCGAGGCCGAUGCCGCGCAGCAAAAGUGCUACGUCACUUACCACCUGUCUCUUCUCGAUCAAAAUCUCGGCGUCGGCAGUUAUGCCUUUAAACAAGAUCCGGAUCAACCGGGCCGGGAAGAGGUAUCGUCGGCUUCUCCUGACGAGGAGCCACACAUCACCCUCCUAGAAUCCCGCAACCUCAUCGCCGCCUCCGGCACCACCGGCCUACGCACCUGGGAAGCCUCCCUUCACUUGGGGCAGUACCUCCUCACGCAUCCCUCCCUCGUCUGCGGCAAGCGUGUGCUCGAACUCGGCGCAGGAACAGGCUACGUUUCUAUCCUCUGCGCCAAGUAUCUCGGGGCCAAACACGUCAUCGCCACCGACGGGUCAGACGAAGUCGUGGCCAACUUGCCUGACAGCUUGUUCCUCAACGGGCUCCAGGGGUCUGAUGCCGUCCAGCCGAUGGAGCUAUGGUGGGGUCACGCGCUUGUCGGCACCGAGGAGGCGCAAUGGAACGGAGGACGGGAAGUGGACGUGGUGCUGGGCGCGGAUAUCACGUAUGAUAAAAUCGUUAUUCCGGCGUUGGUCGCCUCGGUUGAGGAAAUAGUUGAACUAUUUCCCAAGGUGGAGGUGGUAAUUGCGGCGACGGAGAGGAAUCGGGAGACGUAUGAGAGCUUCCUGAGUGUGUGUGAAGGCAGGGGUCUGGAGGUGGUUCAUGCGGAGUUUCCGGUGCCGCCUAGAUCUGAGCAGACUGGGCCGUUCUAUAAUGAUCUGAUGCCGAUACACAUCUGUCAGUUGAGGCGGAAGUAG
This is a messenger RNA of Neurospora tetrasperma FGSC 2508, 1116 nucleotides long. RefSeq lists its product as uncharacterized. The transcript has 3 exons. The record is from RefSeq and is a predicted model, not a curated record. Bases 1 to 1116 code for a protein of 371 amino acids. Lineage: Eukaryota; Fungi; Ascomycota; Sordariomycetes; Sordariales; Sordariaceae.